AUGUCAGCCUACGAAGAGAUGUCAGCGAAGACGCCGCGGCGUCUGUCGCCAGUUUGGUUUCUUGUGAUCACUUUGCUCCUAUUUGUGACUACCCUUACAGCGGUGGCUGUCAUCGAAGCUGGACGCGCACAGAACACUGCUGCCGGUCAGAGUGAUCUCCUGAUCCUCACGCGCAUGUGGAAUCAUUUCAAGGCAGGUGCGGAGAACGAUACGGAAGUCGCAACCGUGGAGCGAAUUGCUCGGGAAGUUGGCAAUGGCACGGAAUCUCCGCCUAUGGCGCAUGGACAGAGCAGAAACUUCUAUGAGGAGCAGCAGGCAGUGGUAGUUAAUGCGGAGAGCAUGGAUCCCGUGAUGGGACAGCGUCAAGAUGCCUACGGGCCGCCUCAGAGUAGAGACGACUCCUACGAACAGGAUCCCUACUACGAUGUGGCGGACGACUAUGGACCAGGACGAUAUCCCUAUCCAGAGUCUAGAGAGCAGCCAGCUGAAGAGGAUAUCUCAUCAUCGCAAGAGACGGAAGAGGGCAGGGCGUCUCAGGCUCGUCCCUAUGAUUCCUUCUACGCUCCCUGGGCAUACUCAAAGAAACCAGCACCAGUGGCCACUCAUCCUGCGGGAGGGAAUAACAGGAAGCUGCAGGCUACACCCAACAGAUCCCCCUAUCCUGCCUACGAUGAGGUCUACGACUAUCCCAUGGGAUUCCAGCCGCCUCCACACCCGGAAACACAGAUGGCCAAACAAGCUCAGCCUGCUCCCGAAACUGCGGUAGCCCCCCAAGUUCAGAGCGAGUCCACACUGGUCACCGUACUAAAGAGUCUUAAGCAGAUCUGGGAUCUAUAUCAGGCUCUGAUGAGCGCCUGGAACGCUGUUAGCGAGCGCCAUCAGCAGAGCACCGAGAAGUAUCGCAAGGAACAGGCACAGAAGCAGGCGGAGAAGGAUCGACUACGUCAGCAGCAGCAGCAGAAAACGAGGAUAAACUCCAAGAAACCACAGCGAGUGGAAGGAGACAAGAAGAACCAGGGCAAGAGGCCCAGCACAACAACCACAAAAUCUACCAGCACGACCACUUCCACCACGACUUCUGCACCAGAUAGCUCCGAGGAGGAGGAGGAGCAGCAGCCGGAGAAGGUGGAGAAAGUUGAGAUGGUAACACCAUCGUCAGCUAAAGUGGAAUCACGCAAGGGUGAGAAGGCCAGCUUGAGAUCGGUGCGAGGUUUGCGACAGAGACGUGAAGCCGAGACGGAGGACAAGGCGGACACGGAUGUGGGCGAAGGGCGUUACAUCAAGGGCGAUCCCCUCAAAGGCUACUAUGACUUCGUUAUCACAGAGGGCUCAUACAAAUUCUGGGCUGUCUUUCAGGUGGGCACAGCACUGCUGAUCAUCUACUCGACAUUUGCUGCCAUUUACUACUCCAAGGUGAAUCCGUUGACCAGUGACUACGAUUAUACGGAUUAUCUGGGCGGCGUUCGCUCUCUGUCUGGCGGGGAUGCCGAUUUCGUGGACGACGGUGAUGCGACGACCACACCGCCCGUCUCGACCGCCUCCCGCAUCAUGGAGUGGAUUCCACGGACGGCGCACUCCGUCAAAUUUAUUCUGGAUGCCAUCGACAAGAUGCCUCUGGAUCAUGACAAGACCAAGGAGCCUGGCUGGUCUACAGGCCAAACGACAGACACGACGACGGGCAUGAGAUAG
Messenger RNA from Drosophila serrata, 1689 nucleotides. RefSeq lists its product as uncharacterized. Lineage: Eukaryota; Metazoa; Arthropoda; Insecta; Diptera; Drosophilidae. The record is from RefSeq and is a predicted model, not a curated record.